CUUAUUUUUUUUAGAGACAUAUUGAAAUAAAAAUAUGUCAGGAUACUUAAGUUUAUACGGUAUAUUGUGUUUUUCAAUAAGUUAUAGUUUAAGUGAUGAAAAAAAUAAAGUAUGUGAUACAUUGGAGGCAUAUUUUGAUUAUUCUGUCAAAAAUAACCAUUGCAAAAGUAUCCUGGAUGUAAACUCACCUCCAGAACUCAUUGCACAAUCAUAUGGAUAUAUGCUAGAAAGUCACAGAGUUAGAACUGACGAUGGGUAUAUUUUGACAACAUACAGGGUGAGAAAUAUGACUGAUAAUUCUUAUGGGAGCAAAGUUAUAUUUUUUCAACAUGGUCUCAUGCUUAAUUCAAGGUCUUACAUGAGCAAUGGGAAUAAUUCUAUAGUUUUCUACUUUACCAAACACGGCUACGAUGUGUGGAUGGGAAAUUUUAGAGACGCUGAGUUCUGUUCCCACGAGGCCAUUUCCAGAAAUGAUCCGAAAUAUUGGGAUUUUAGUUUUCACGAAAAUGCCUUAUAUGAUCUACCAGCAAAUUUCAAGUAUAUCUAUAAUAUGACGGGUAAGAAAAUGACGUACGUUGGACAUUCCAUGGGUGGUACUACCAUGAUGAUAUACGGGGCACUUAGAGGAGAAGAUGCUGAGAAAUAUAUAAAAAAUGCCCUUCUACUGAGCCCAGCCGUUUAUAUCAAAUAUCCGUAUAUUCCCACACUGAUUGGUCUAAUAGUUUUGAAUCUAGUUAGGUGGGCUGGAAUUGGUGUUUUGCUCUCAUCAUCCAGACUUUCAUUCCAAAUCCAAAUAACUUUUUGUAUGCAUUCUAUUACUACUCUUAAAUUAUGUUUGAGAACUGUUGAAUUUUUAUUUGGGCCCUCGAAAUAUCCAGUAGAACCC
This is a messenger RNA of Sitophilus oryzae (rice weevil), 886 nucleotides long. Its product is annotated as lipase 1-like. Gene Ontology annotation, biological process: lipid metabolic process. Lineage: Eukaryota; Metazoa; Arthropoda; Insecta; Coleoptera; Curculionidae. The transcript has 5 exons. The annotation marks the transcript as partial. The record is from RefSeq and is a predicted model, not a curated record.